UUUUCUAAAUCCGUAUUGCAAGACUGUGCAGUCUCUAAAUAUCAGGAUGUGUUGUACAGACUCUAAGUAUGAGGAGUUUGGAGUGUGUAAGACUGAAGCAGGACUAUAGGAAAUGGUUUUGGUGGUCUGUCUUUCAGUGAAAUUGAAAUAAAUAAGGAGUUGAGGUUGAUAAUACUACAUAGAUCUGUGGACAUCACUAAACUUGAGACAGAGCUUAAGCCGUUGGUCAGUGCAUGUGCCAAGGGUCUGAACCAAAGCUGCUUGCUAAACCCCAGAAGAGCUCAACGGGCGAUGUGCUGGUGGGGGAAGUCAUGGACUAGUCCCGUAAAAUUCGGGAGUUACAACGCAGAGGUGGCCGGAGCCCGUGGCGUCGGGCUGCGUCCCAGAUCGCAGGUGGCUGAGGAGUGACGCCUGCCUCGGAGAGCAGCCGACGGGGGAAUGGCACGAUGGAACCCAGCUUGGUGUGCCUGCGGCUGCUGUCAGCUCAGGCUCUCGGUGGUUGUGUGACAGCGCUGCUCUCGCGCUGCUAGCGAGCUCACGGAGCCCCAGCAAGGAACCGGUUGCGCACAGUCCCGCUGUUAUCAGAAGGCAUCUGCCGCUGGCACCAGCUGUGCUUGUCAGGCACCUUGCGAGCGCUGAUUCAAUGAGCUUGCAGACUUUCAUGUUGGCAAAUGUUCGCUGUGUUAACGUGCUUAACCAGGUGUUAGCCUGCAUCACUUCUCCGAUCACUUUGUUAUUGUAUAUGCAAAUCCAGCGCAUCAAGUGUAACUAGAGCCUGCUGCCGGUCUGCACUAUUCUCACCUCUGUGUGGGGCUGAGGAAUUACGCUAAUUCGUUACCGUGCUUCAGCAAAUGCAUCCGAAGUUCCUCUCUACUUGCGCUGAACUUGCCCUCAGUACUCCGAAAUUAAUGCUGAUACCCAACAACUGGUGGUUCUUCCGUUUUCUCCUUGCUGAAGUAAUGACAGCAGCAAUCUGCCAGAAUUAGCAGUACGCUGAUCGUGUGUGAAAUCAGUAGACUCGUUAUAUGGUUUUUAUUUAGUAUUUUGUAUCUGAGUGCUUCUACUUUCAAAAACAAAAAUCAGAGUUGCAGUAGUCUUAAAAAGCCUGUGUCUUGAGGACAUGAGAAGUAUCUCAAGCGUUGCGCUUUCUUCUCUGCCAAUGCAGCACCAAACUGAAGCAGCUCAGUGCUCGCAUGUUUUGUGUCAGCGUGUGGCCGAACGCAAAGGGUUCACCUCCGGAGAAAUUCUGCUGCUGUGCCUGGGAAGAGCUCCCUGAUGAAGUCGUUGUGCAGACGGGUUCUCAUGGGUUUGGUUACUUAAAGCAGAAGUGCCUUGAAGGAACAGUACGCUGCGUCUGCUUGUGUCAGAACAUUUUGUGCCCAAGAUGUAUGCAGUGUGAUACAAAAUUUGACUUCAUAACUAGAAAGCAUCACUGCCGAAGAUGUGGAAAGUGCUUCUGUGACAAAUGCUGCAGUAAAAAAGUGCCUCUGCCUCGCAUGUGUUUUGUGGACCCCGUGCGCCAGUGUGCUGAAUGUGCCCUCAUCUCUCAGAAAGAAACAGAGUUUUACGACAAGCAGCUUAAAGUGCUCAUGAAUGGUGCUUCCUUCUUUGUAACUCUGGGAACAUCUGAUAAAUCUGAGCUCAUGGUUUGUCGACUUUCCAACAAUCAGAGAUACCUGGUUUUGGAUGGAAACAGUCACUAUGAAAUUGAAAUUGUACAGAUUUCAACUGUUCAGAUACUUACAGAGGGAUUUACUCCUGGAGAAAAAGAUACUCACACUUACACCAGCCUUCUGGAGAGCCAGCAUAUUACUGAAGGAGGUAAUACUCGUGCCAUAGGUAUGAUUCUACAGUAUAAAGUACCAGGAUCAGAGGAGCUAACACAGAUGAAGUUUACAGCCAGUGAAGACUACAGCUCUAACAAGAAGUUGUCAGCAAGCUGGCUGGCAGCUAUGCAUAAGGCAACAAAACUUCUUUAUGAGUCUCGGGACCAGUAAGAACAGCAAACUGUUGGCAGCUGGAGGGAAGACACCAGCCUCAAAGGACCUGCCUCUCACUUUGCUAACCUGGUGGCUAGGUAACACUUGUUCUUCUUGACCUUUUGUCAUUCCAGUGUGGUUCAUUCUGUAAGAUCUGGCAACUGCAAUGUUUUAUUUUGAACCAUGAGUAUUCACUAUAGUGUGCAAUAUGUAUACAAUUAAUGCUUUAAACAGUCUCACAUUUUAAGACUUUGUAUAUUUUGUUAAACCUUUAUUGGCACUUAAUAUGAAAUAUGAAAGUGACCUGCACUACAGCUAAUGUACAGCACAACUUUUAUAGUAACAAUUAUAUAUACUGUUUGCCACAAAAAGCAAACAAAGGUAUAUGUCUCUUCUGCAGAGAAUAGCUUUUGGGUCUAGAUCUCAGGUUUUUCCCUCUAUCCAAAUGUUUAAAAAUCAAUGUACAAUAAAAUCUGCCUUAGAUAUGAUUUUAUAGAAGUCAAUUGAUUUUUUUAACACAUUUCACCAAAUACCACCAAAUUGGAAUUACAUGAUUUUGAAACUUCCCUUCUGUAAUAACUAAGCUUCCAGAAUAAUUUUUAGUUUUGUAUUUUCUUUUUGGUAACUAGCUUUUGUUAAUCUAACUGUAAUGGUAUCUGGAAUUGUAUACAUUUUAAUGUACAAAUAUGAAUAAAUUAAUUCACUUAUUUAAAAAA
Messenger RNA from Cygnus olor (mute swan), 2695 nucleotides. It is a transcript of the gene ZFYVE21, whose product is annotated as zinc finger FYVE-type containing 21. The record is from RefSeq and is a predicted model, not a curated record. The coding region runs from base 1194 to 1997 and encodes 267 amino acids. NCBI's taxonomy places the organism in Eukaryota, Metazoa, Chordata, Aves, Anseriformes, Anatidae. The transcript has 8 exons. Gene Ontology annotation, molecular function: metal ion binding.